GAUCAGUGUGGGUCUCCCACCAAUCACGAGAAUGGGGGUCCCAUACCCCCUGUAGCCCCCCCAGAAAUGAACAGAGUUUCUGUGGGAGUUCCAGAAAUAGUACAACGCUCACCUAUCUCAAGAAUUACCAUAGAAAUAAAUAGAGAGGCCGCACACAUGCCCGGCCCUCUGCUCUACAGAUAAAGAUGCAUCAGAACCACAGAAGAGACGCGCUUCAGGGUAGUGACGACUACUUCACCUUCUGGCUUCAUCAGGGGUUGAAUCUGCAUUCUAAGGACUGAAUGAAGUUUGGUCUGAGCGGUGUAGCCGUAGUUUACAGUAACGAGCAUCUUUCUUUAACAGCCCAAGUUAAAGGGGUGUUCCCAUUUAUCUACAGUAUAUUCUACAAAUGUCUGAUAAGGGCGUGUCAUUUUUGAAGAACAGGGACCCAUUGUGACUGGCUGGGAAAGGAGAGCUGAGGUGUCUCCCUCUCUCCAUUCACUUACAAAACACUUCAGAAACUAGCCGAGCAGUGACGCAUGCACUGCCAUCGCUCCAUUUCUGGCCAGGUGACAUUCUUUAGAUAUGAGUGAGUCGUCGUUGUGGGUGCUGAAUCUGUUAGCCAUUUAUGGCAUAUCCUGUGUACAUUGUUUUAUCUUCUUUCCGUUCAGGUUCGUACAUUGUAGGAUCCUCUCAGUGGAUAUCUUCUACGUGACAUCAUUUUUCUGGAUGGACAGUGACAGGGACAAGAUGGCGGAGAGAAUAUUAAAUCUCAUCCUGGAGAUCCUCUUCCACCUUACCGGAGAGGAAUACACAGUGGUGAAGAAGACCUCUAGUGAGCGCCGUCAGGCCCCUGUGUCUGGAGGAUUGGGAGGAACCGCGAUUCCAAUCACGGGACCUCCAAUUCACCGCCUGAUAUAUGAGGAGAUCAAUGAGGAGAAGAUCCUAGAGCUCACCCACAAGAUGAUUGAGCUUCUGACUAGAGAGGUUCCUAUAAGGUGUCAGGACGUCACAGUCUAUUUCUCCAUGGAGGAGUGGGAGUAUAUAGAAAGACACAAGGAUCUCUACAAGGACAUCAUGAUGGAGAAUCACCGGCCCCUCACAUCACCAGCGAGAUCCAGUAAGAGAACAGCACCGGGGAGAUGUCCUAGUCCACAGGAUGGUUCAGAAGAAUAUAACAAUGUCCCACGGGAUCAUCAGCUUUUGGAUCAGGGUAAUCGGAAGCAGAGUAAUGCUGCGGCCAUAAUGAAAGAAGAGGAGACCUAUGUGAGGGGUGAUGAGCAGUGCAACGGAAACCUUCCUAAAGACAACCGCCCAGAUGAUUGUACCAGGAGCUCAGAAGGACAUCAGAUAUCUUUGGAUUCUAAAGCAGAUAAUCCUGGUAUCAUACUAGAUACAUAUGAAGAGUACACCAUUAUCCCCGAUAUACCCUUAGCCUUAUUGGGUGUUGAAAAUCAAAGAGCAGAUGAGAAGCCAUUUUCAUGUUCACAAUGUGGAAAAUGUUUUAGCCACAAAUCAGAUCUUGUUAAACACCAGAGAAUUCACACGGGGGAGAAGCCUUUUUCAUGUUCAGAAUGUGGGAAGUGCUUUACCCAGAGACCACAUCUUAUUAAACAUCAGAGAAUUCACACCGGGGAGAAGCCAUUUUCGUGUGCUGAAUGUGGAAAAUGUUUUAACCAGAAAUCCGAUCUCAUUCCACAUGGGAGAAUUCACACUGGGACGAAGCCAUUUCAGUGUUCAGAAUGUGGGAAAUGUUUCACAAUUAAAGCAAAUCUUGUUAAACAUAAGAGAAGACACACCGGGGUGAAGCCCUUUUCAUGUUUUCAAUGUGGUAAAUGUUUUACAGAUAAAUCAAAUCUUGUCAAACAUGAAAUACGUCACACGGGGGCGAAGCCGUUUUCAUGUACAGACUGCAGGAAAUAUUUUACCCAGAAAUCACACCUUGUUACACAUCGGAGAAUUCACACAGGAGAGAAACCAUUUUCAUGCUCCGAUUGUGGCAAAUGUUUUAUUCGGAAAGCAAACCUUGUUGAGCAUCUGAGAAGUCACACAGGGGAGAAGCCGUAUUCAUGUUCUGGAUGUGGGAAAGGCUUUCCGAAAAAAUCUGAUCUUGUUAAACAUCAGAGAAUUCACACAAGGGAUAAGCCCUGGAAAAGCAAGUCUUCUUGAUGUCAUAAACAUGAAAAACACAAGGCCAACGCCAUAGUCAUUUUCUGAAUCCUGCUUUAAUUACACAGAAUAUACCUGUAGGAGAACGGCUGUAAUAUACUUACUAUUCUGAAGUUGCAUGGAUCGGCUUCCGAGUACUUGUAAUUACACUACGGCGCUGCUGCAAAGGGAGAUGAUGCAUAGUGUGAUGAAGAGAACCUUAGGGGUGUCUGAUGUUGGACCCCUGUCGAUCAAAUAUUGAUGACCUAACCUUAAAACCCCUUUAAGGUUGCUUUGUGGUUCCUGUUGUGUUCUGGAAAACCCCUUUAAAGGAACACUCUUAGAAAAGCAGAUACAUUCGGAACAGGGGUGGAUUGGCCAUAAACCUUACAGGGAAAUUUCCUGGUAGGCCGAUGCCCAGGGGGCCACCUGAGCCCUCCUCACAGCCUGCCAGUGGAAG
Molecule: messenger RNA, 2587 nt
Organism: Bufo bufo (common toad)
Lineage: Eukaryota; Metazoa; Chordata; Amphibia; Anura; Bufonidae
Product: zinc finger protein 773-like
Exons: 6
Coding region: 565-2148 (527 amino acids)
Biological process (GO): negative regulation of transcription by RNA polymerase II
Molecular function (GO): DNA-binding transcription repressor activity, RNA polymerase II-specific
Source: RefSeq, a predicted model, not a curated record